AUGCGUCGCGUCGACGCGUGUCCCUGUCGUUUUAACGUGAGAUGAAGGCUCAAUCAACUAUGAAACAGUAAACACUCUUCUCUCGUCAAUCAGCAAUGAAGUCGAUCGCUCUGCUCUUCAUAUAUGUGACCAUUGCCAAAGGCAUGUAUGUCGACCACGGUGAUCCCUACAAACCGGGCACGUUGGCAACUGGAAAACUCGUCAUCACCAGCCUCGAAAACCACAGCCCCCUCCACGCCGUCGUCUACUACCCUAGCGUCCCUGGGGACUACGGUGUCGUCUUCUUUAUCCCGGGAUUUGACGGCGUCAUUCUCAGCGAAUACUACUCUGACUAUCUCAGCUCUGUAGCUCAGCAUGGAUUCAUCGUGGUCGGUAGUGACUACAUCUGGCCUGCAAGUGAUCACCCAGGUUACGACAAGAUCAAUGAGAAGCUGGGUUUCAUCACGGACAAGUACGUGGAGCAGUUUAACUGGAUGAAGUCCAAUCUACAGGGGUUGAUCCAGGGCGUGGCGCCGGGCGUGGCCAGCGGGUGGGAGCAUAUUGCGCUUCUCAGUCAUUCCGCCGGGGCGGACGCUUUGUUUAAGAUGGCGGAGAGAAACCACACCCUUUUCCAGAGUGUCGUCCUUUGGGAGCCCUUCAGUUUUCAGUUCAACACGCCGACCAACUUCUCCCUCCCCGCCCUCAUCGUGGGGACGCAGCUGUCCACGAGGAGUGCGUCCGUCAUCCCGUGCAUCAUCCCUGGUUUCGGCUUCGACCACUUCUACAGCAUGUGGGGGGAACCGCCCAAAGUCCUCAUGAACGUCGAGAACUUUGGUCACUGUGACAUCAUGGAUAAUAGUUUUCGUUUGCUUUGCAUCGAUACCAAGAUGUGUGUGGGGGGUAACGCCUCUGCCAUCCCCUCCUACCAACAGUUCGCACAGGGAGUAACCUCCGCCUUCCUCAUCUCCACUCUACAGGGCUACACCCAGGACAUCACCUACGUCAUCGACCAAAAUAAGAUACCUCUACCUCUUGUAGAGUUUAAAUAUAACAUGUCAGCACCAUCCAGUAAACACUGGCAUUUAUCAUUGAACUGACACUAUCAACAAAUUAUUUUGUAAGUUAUCAGCCUUUUUGUCUUGCAAUCUGGGUGAAAAUUUAACCAUGAAGCCCUAGGAACCAAAUGAGAUGAGGUGAAAUGGGGGUUAAAAAUAAUUGCACUUACAUAGCGAGCACUUCUGCUGUGACUAAACUGAACAAAAAAGUUUGAGAUCGUAAUUAUAAUAUUGAUGUUUUAAAACUUUUGUGCUCAGUGUUCACUACAAAAAAUACCCCCAAAAUAAUCAUUAUGCCUAACUUAUUUUGUUCAGCUUAGUCCGGACUAAUGUCGGUUUAAAAAUGCUAGCCCAAUGAUAUAUCAUGUCGCAGUUUAACGUUGAUAACCUCAGCCUCAGUAUAUUGACUCCGAGCCGACCAGUCCUUGUUUUAGCCCCCCUUAAUGCCAAACAGGGUAACAACAAGUAUCAUCUUUAGCAUCUUUCGGUAUGAUGCAGCGGCGACUGAACCACCGACAUUCCGCUCUCCUGGCAGACGCUGGACCAAAUGAAUAUGUCACCAUGUGUUUGAACUAUCUUUGAAAACCUGCUUGGGAAAUAGAUCUGUUCCUGUUCAAAUGUUUGGAAAAUCCUUCCUGAAAAGUCCCAAACAGCAAUGUUUCAGAGAUCAAAGUCAAAUAUGUCUGUUUAUGAAGCCUUCUCGUACGUUUAAGAGGACACGGUGGUCAAGUUGUCAAAGGCAGCGCUAUUAGCUGUGCAGAGUUGCCUCACUUAGGUUUACCAGAAACCUAUCCGCAUGGGUUCGAAUCCUAAAUUCACCCCGAUUAGGUGUCUAGGCUGAAAUAAUCAAGCUGUUUCUCUCCACAUUAACACAGUCUCUGCCGCCAUCAGAUUGAAUCGUGUCCAGAUUGAUGCUAAAAUAACUCCUGAGUGUCUGCUUUAGUCAUCGCAGUCAAUACAUUUCACUCACUGUCCAUUUAUGUGUAUGUGAAUGUGAUUCCAUAAGUUCAUGUAUAUUAUGAAUUAUAUGUACGUGAAUGAGUGUAUAUAAUGUAACAUUGUUGUGUAGUAUAGUGUGUAUAGUGUAUAUUAACAACUUUAUUGCUUGCAUCCUGAUAAAGGGUAACAAUCAAAA
This is a messenger RNA of Haliotis rufescens (red abalone), 2169 nucleotides long. RefSeq names its product chlorophyllase-1-like. The record is from RefSeq and is a predicted model, not a curated record. The transcript has 7 exons. Bases 96 to 1076 code for a protein of 326 amino acids. NCBI's taxonomy places the organism in Eukaryota, Metazoa, Mollusca, Gastropoda, Lepetellida, Haliotidae.